Molecule: messenger RNA, 2451 nt
Organism: Trichoderma gamsii
Lineage: Eukaryota; Fungi; Ascomycota; Sordariomycetes; Hypocreales; Hypocreaceae
Exons: 3
Coding region: 1-2451 (816 amino acids)
Biological process (GO): DNA-templated transcription; regulation of DNA-templated transcription
Cellular component (GO): nucleus
Molecular function (GO): zinc ion binding; DNA binding; DNA-binding transcription factor activity, RNA polymerase II-specific
Source: RefSeq, a predicted model, not a curated record
AUGACGCCCACUCCGCCUUCGACCAACUCCUCUACUGGGGGUCGCUCCCCCGAGGAGCAGUUCCGGGUUGUGAGGAAAAGAAACCGUGUGCCUCUGAGCUGCUAUCCGUGCAGGACAAGAAAGAAAUGCGAUCGGAACCACCCGUGCAGUAACUGCACCAAGCGGGAGGGCAACGAUACGGCAUCAUGUUCCUAUGCGGCUCCAGUGACUCGCAAGAAGAGCCAGAACCAGGCCGACGCCACUCCCGAUGAUAUGCAGAACAGGAUCGACCGGUUAGAGGGCCUUGUGUUGUCUUUGAUGCAUGGCGGGGCUAAUAUAGAUCCUGCUACAGCCUCCGCGGCCGGCCGCGCUGCUUCUACGUCGCAGUCAUUGACUGACAGCAGCUCUUCGGCCAAAGCCGGCCGUGACGAGGCUGUAACAAUGGCCGAGGAUGAUAGCGACGUGGAAGAGAGCCUCGCAGCUUCACUCGGUGUUUUAAAGGUCGACUCUGACAAGGGCAAGUCGAUGUAUAUCGGCCAAGAGCAUUGGCACACGAUAUUGUCCGACAUUACCGAGGUGAAAAACUAUUUCAUGUUCCACAAGAAGGAGCUAGAGACGAGUUAUGAGCGUGUCAGGAACUCAAAACCUAUAGCUGCGCGGGAAGGGCCGACAUUGUUACUUGGUGCCCUGCCAGCGUCUGAGAUUGAACUCCGCGCGGAGCUGCCCCCAAAGUCAAGUAUUCUGACUUUGUGCAGUCGCUAUUUCAAUUCCAUGGACAACGCUGUUUGCAUAAUACACGGGCCGACCUUUUUCAAGCAGUUGAAAAAGCAUUGGGAGGACCCGUCAAAAACACCAAUCAUGUGGCUGGGCCUCUUGUAUUCCGUGCUUACCCUUGCCAUGCUGAGCUACCACAAGGUUGGUGAUGAGCCUCCUGAGUGGAGGGGUCGAACUUUGGAAUUGGCUUCUGAAUAUCGGCUACGCACUGUCCAAUGUCUGAUCAAGGCGGACUACACAAAACCAGUCGAGUACACAGUUGAAGCCAUGCUUCUAUACGUUUUUGGAGAAUACUCGUCUCGGUGGGAUGCUGAUCUUGGCCUCUGGUUGAUUGUUUCCGUCAUAACGAGGAUAGCCUUCCGCAUGGGAUACCAUCGCGAUGCGAAAUGGUUUCCCAACAUUACCCCUUUUCAAGCUGAAAUGAGACGAAGAGCGUGGGCGCUGGUCCGAAUGUCGGAUGUCGUAUUUUCACAUCAGGUGUCGUUGCCCAACAUGAUUUAUGAGCAUGACUGUGAUACCCAGCUUCCGAAUAACCUGUUUGACGAUGAAUUUCACCCUGAUAUCAAGGAAUUGCCCCCAUCCCGCCCUGCUUCGGAACCGACGCCGAUAUCCUACAUGAUUGCCAAGGUGAGGCUCUGCAAUGAGCUAGGCAACAUCUUGCAGGCUACAAAUUUGGUGGGGAGACCGGUCUCAUACGAUGAAAUUAUUCGAUUUGACGCAAAGCUUCGCCAGGUGAUGCAGGAGCUUCCUCCCCAUCUCAGACUUGGCUCAUUGGAUACAUCCCAAGAUCCAGUGACCUUGAUCAUCGCAAGAUAUAACAUCGAUAUAUUGUACCAAAAAAUGCUUUGCCUACUACAUCGGAAAUAUCUCUCCAAGGCUCGGCAUAACUCGAGAUAUGCGUUUUCGCGGCGAAGUGCUAUCGAGGCCUCGAUGCAAGCAAUGGACCAUCUAGCCAAACUCCAUCGCGAGUCUCAAGGAAACGGGCGGCUACGUUCCGUUUCAUGGUAUAUCAAAUCCAUUGCAACGAAGGAAUUUACCCUGCCGGCCAUGCUCCUUGUUCUAGACCUUCACUAUGAUAACAUGGCAGCACGAUCAUCUAUUCCUGCGGAUGAGAGCAAUUACAGAUACACUGAGGAGCAGCGAAGUAAAAUGAUUGGCACACUCGAGACUGCCAAGGGUAUAUGGGCAAAUCUUGCCAACACUUCGAUGGAAGCAUUCAAGGCCUGUAAAGUUAUCGAAAUCAUGUUGGAAAAGAUUAAAUCGCCUUCUGGAGAAGCUAUGGACCCCAACAGCGACUCAUCUCUAUCCGACUCUCUGUCUGCUUCAAUUGUAGGCACAGCAAUGGAUCAGACGCCUUCGUCCUUGGGUCUUGGUACCCCCAUUGGCAUGCCUGGCUUUGGUGGCCAGGAUCCCUUUACGCAAAGCUCCGCCUUUAUGGGUAUGGAUUUUGGUGUUCGAGCCGGAAACGCGGCCGAAUUCCCUCAAUUUGAUGGCCUCAACGCCGGUGGCCCUGCCUCUCCGCUCUCCAUGUUUACCAAUCUAGGUGGAGCGGGCGGAGCGGGCGACCUGGCGUCCAAUUUUGACUGGGUAUGGCUACAAUUACCAUCUUUAUCCUCCUCUUUUUUCGCACAUUCGACGUGGAUAUUUGCUAACAUAAUCUUCUGCGAUAGGGGGCAUUUGAAAAUUAUGCACAAAUGA